Messenger RNA from Vicia villosa (hairy vetch), 1560 nucleotides. RefSeq lists its product as uncharacterized. The record is from RefSeq and is a predicted model, not a curated record. Bases 192 to 1130 code for a protein of 312 amino acids. NCBI's taxonomy places the organism in Eukaryota, Viridiplantae, Streptophyta, Magnoliopsida, Fabales, Fabaceae. The transcript is spliced from 5 exons.
UUUGUCAACAACAAAUCCUCAACCAUAUAUAAACCCUCUCUUCUCACUCUUCUCUCUAAUUUAUUACACACAUUCAUUCAUUCUCACAAUUCACAACACAACAACAACACAAACUUUUCCUCUCUCUCUUUCUCUCUUCAUUCCUUCAUCUUCGCAACACUCUCACCAUCAUCAUCAUCUCUCUAAGAGCUAUGUGCCAAUUCGACGAUGAUAACGAUACCUGGGUCGAAACGGCCAUGGCUGACGUCAACCUAGUCGCCAACUUCCUUCUCACCAUGAAGACACCAUCAUCUUCUUCUUCACUCUCAUCUCCACCUCUUAAUCUUCACUGGACCGUCCGUCAACGCCGUUCAAAGUCCCGCACUCGGAAGAUGAAAACCGAUUCGACGAGAGCAAGUCCCACCACGCCUCUCUCCUGGAGCGCCGCCACUUCCGCUAGUGCCGCCGACGGGAACGAAGAAUCCAGCCGUCUCACCAAACCGCUUCACACUUCAAGAUCUAAGGUUGAGGAUCAAUGUGAAGCCAGUGGCAGCAAAAGGCUUAGAAAGAAAAGGUCGCUACCUGAACUACUUGAGGAAGAGAGGUUGCUUCUGAAAGAAAGGGUAAAUUUGAAAGAUAAAGUGGCAUCCAUGCAUCUCAAUGUUGAGAAGCAAAGGGCUAACAAUGAAAGCUUAAAGAAAAUGAAGCUUGAUUUGGUGUCACAAAAGAACACAGAAACAGCCAGAAUUUCUCUGGUGUCACAAAAGAACACAGAAACAACCAGAAUCACUCUGGUGUCUGGAAAAGCUGUUCUCGAUACACCGCGGGUUGCGGACACAAACCGUGGUUCAUCAUCUAAAUUAGUCCGGCCUCAGACAGUUCAAGAGAAGAAGUCAAUUGUCGUUGCAGAGGAUGCUUCAUCGUCUAAAUUUGUCCAGACUCAGACAGUCCAAGAGAAGAAAUCAGUUGUCAUUACAGAGGGUGCUUCAUCAUCUAAAUCAGUCCAACCUCAGACACUCCAAGAGAAGGAAUCAGUUGUCAUUACAGAGGGUGCUUCGUCAUCUGUGCAACGAGAGAUUCAUCGAGAGAAUAAUAACCGAGCAUUACCAUUCCUGCUGCCUGAUCUAAAUCUACCUCCAGAGGAAGAAUAAAACUUCAUCACCUUUUCUUUGAUAAGUUUAUUAACCGAGUCUGCGCAGUUAUAUGUUAGAUCUUGAUCCUUAUAAGAUCUAACGCAUCGGUCCGAAUACUAACCUUAGGUUAUGCUAAUGUAAUUGCUGGUGCUAUUCCAUUUGCUUCCCUCAAAUAGUCGAAAUCACUGAAAAUUGAUUUUUUAAAAUUCAUUAGAGAUUCUGAGGGUAGUGUAAGUGUAGUCACUAGCCAUUAGAGAUUCUGACAACAUUAGCCAUAGUUUCAUUUUUUUUUCCCUUCUUUUCAUGCUUGUCCAAGAUUCUUUUGAGGAAACCCCUCAAUUUUUCUCUUCCUUUCACUAUAGAAAUUGAAAAUAUUUACUGAUAAAUGUAAAUUACAUGGUCUCCGGUUUAUAAUUAAGACAAUUCAUUAAUUUUGGUUAUUUUAGUA